Molecule: messenger RNA, 1875 nt
Organism: Chlorella variabilis
Lineage: Eukaryota; Viridiplantae; Chlorophyta; Trebouxiophyceae; Chlorellales; Chlorellaceae
Exons: 10
Coding region: 1-1875 (624 amino acids)
Source: RefSeq, a predicted model, not a curated record
AUGGCCUCGGCGGUGAACGAGCUAGGCCAGCUGCUGAGGGGAGGAGAGGCCCCUGCAGACGCAAACCAGCAAGCAGACGGGGCAGGCGGCAGCGUGCAACCGGGCGCAGCAGCGGCCGCGGCAGGCAAGGCAGGCGCGACAGGCGUGGACAUCUCCAAGCUCAGCCAGCUGUCCGACUUUGCGGACAAGGAGCUGCAGCGCGACCAGAAGCCCGCCCAUUUCUCCCAGGAAUCGCUCAUCGAGCCGCCGCCCAACCCGCUCACCUUCCAGCAGGCCUCACAGCCCGCCGACAUCCCCGCCCCGCUGCUCCCAGAGUCCCAAAACAUGAGCACCCUGCCGCCGGGCGCCACGCCCGCCAGCGCGGCGGCCGCAGCGGCCGCAGAGGAGCAGCAGAAGCAGAUGGCGGCCGCCGCGGCGGCCGCGGUGGGCGGCGUGCUGCCCAUGGAACAGAUGAUGGCACUCAUGCCUGGCAUGCUGGGCAUGGACUGGGCCCAAAUGGCGGUGCCCCACACCAUGGAGGCAGAUGUGUCGGAGCAGCCCGGGCCGCGCAGCAAGAGCGGGAAGCCCACGCGGCGCGGGCCCAUGGACGAGAUGCGACAGCUCGUGCGCAUACUGGUCAAGCUGCUGCCCCAGUCCAUCGCCUACAUUGGCGCCAACGAGGAGGCAGGCGGCGGCAACCGCAUCAGCGAGGAGCAGAUCAAAAACUAUCUGGAGAAGACGCUGGGGGACGCGCCGCGCCCGCCCUGGGGGGUGCCCAACGGCUGGUACUCGUACGUGUCUGAGCUGUUCAGCUGGGCGCUGGGUCGGCCGGUGGAUGAGGAGUCGACCAAGAAGUGCGCCAAGCGGGAGCCCGGGCGCAGCUGGGAAGCGCUGGACUCGGAGCUGCAGGCCAUCGGCGUGCACCCGCACUGCUGGCCGCUGCCACUGAGCCUGAUGGGCGUGCGGGAAGCGGAGAAGAACCCCAUCCCGCAGCCCAUCCCGCAGCUGCCCACAGUGAAGCGCGGCGCCGAGGGCGAGGCCGUGGUGCGCCGCGGCCGCAGCGGCGCCUCCGCCACCUUGGACCUGGACCGGCUGUCAGAGUAUGAUGCCUGGAAGCACCUGUGUGAUGUGCUGGCGGUGGCCACCAGCAAGGCCAACACGACUCCGCCCGAGAUGCAGCAGGCGCUGGCUGGGCUGAAGAGCCAGGCCAAGGGGCAGAUUGACGUGCUGACGGGCGGCGUGGGCGGCCUCAACAUGCUGCAGUACGUGCCUGUCAUGGGCCUGGAUGGCAACCCUUCUAUGAUGGCCUUCCUGGGAGGCAUGCAGGGCAUGUCGAUGGGGCUGCCGCCGGUCACCGGCCAGCUGGUGGGAGCCGAUGGGCAGCUGAUUGCAGCCGACGGCGCCACAGCGGCUGCUGCCGCCGCCGCCGCGGCGCACGCCGUGGCGGCAGGUGAGGCGGCCAUGGCUGCGCCUGCGCCUGGCAGCGCCGGCGGGGAGCCUGCCGCCAAGCGGGCGCGCCGCGAGGGCGAGGAGGGCGGCGGCGACUCGCCCCAGGAGGACGAGGGGCGGGCCGCGGACAAGGGCAAGGCGCCGCUGUCGAGCAGCGAGGCGCGCGGCACGCUGUUUGGCGCGCUGGGAGGCGCCGACGCCGGCGGGGACGCCGCCAGGCAGCAGCAGCUGGCGCAGCAGGCGCAGCAGCUGGGGCAGCUGCCGCUGCUGUACGCCGCGCAGCCAGGGGCGCCGGCCUUCAUGAUGCCUCCGGGCUUCCCUGGCCUCGUGCCGGGCGCUGCGGCGGGCUUCCCUGCCGCCGAAGGCGCGCCCGCGACCGCCGAGGGCGCUCCCGCAACCGCCGAGGGCGCGCCCGCCCCGGCCCCGGCUCCCACGGGCGAGGCGUGA